CUGCAAGCGACCACCACGACUGCGUGGAAGCAUUUAGCCUGGUUUUAUAGCAUUGUCCCCUAAAUAGCUCAUCUCGAUUUAUCGAUGACGCGGCGACAUUCCAGCCCGGAAAGACAAGAUGAAUCCGCAUUCCGGUCCCGCGACCCUGCCGCGGGGUUUCAAAUGUCCCGAAUAUGAAGCACCGAGGACGCCAGAACCGUUUCCCCAGACGGAUGACGUCCAGAUACCCUCUGCUCCGAGACCGCGCCUGAAGUUGAGGAGGCGCGUUGUCUCGCAGCUGUCGGCACCGACGCAACACUUUCUCGCCUCUGUCGCUGCUGCUGACGUCCCAAUACCGAGCAUCGAAGAGCCCGAGAUUGCCGCCGACGACUACGACACGAAUGCCACUUGUCCGUUUCCAGAGUUUCGCUACGAGCCCGAUGAGGGCGACAUGAAUUUCCUGAGGCCUCAAGGAAGGGGAUUGCCUGCUCCAAAGACUCCUGCGCCCGAAUUCGAAUCGUCGCUCCCUACAUCGCAGUAUCCCAAUUGGACAAUCGAUUCGAUCAGCAGCGUGGAAUCGACACCGGAACCGGACUAUGAAUCCAGCCGGCCGUCGACAUCGAGGUCGACGCAAACCAGCGCAUCAUCGUUCAGCCGCUUCUCGCUUGCUUCGGAGGACGACCACUAUGACAAUUAUGAUGUGGAGGAAGAGAGCAAGGACAAGGACAAUUGCCCUCUCACUCCCAACGAGGUUGUGCCGCUUCGCGACCCGGCAGGGCUUCGAGGAAAGGCAAGAAAAGCGCCGUGGACAAAGGCGAUGAGCGACCACCUGUGGUCGACAUUUAUGUUAUAUCUGCAGGAUCCCAAGGUUACUCCGUUUCGCAUGGGCAAGGGUUGCAUUCCGCCGCACGGUGUGUGUCUCCGCGUCGCGCGUGAGGCUAAAAGGAGCUGGAAGGGGUCCAAGGCCUGGUCAACACCGACCAACUCCGGCGAGGAUAGGAAGAGUGGGAGCGCCACUCCAACCGCAGAAAGCUCGGGCACGUUUAUACAGUGGCCGCAUACCUGUGCGGCCACCCGUGCGCAUCUGCGCGAGUUGUGCAGACUAAAGGCCGGUUCGUGGACCAACAACUACAAGUUUACCUCGCGCAACAUCACCCCGUUCACCCAGGCAGCUGCCCGUCACUGGAACCGUCGCUCGACGCCGGCCCGCUCGCCCGCCCCGUUCGCGACGCGGGACAUGUCUCUAUCGCUUGCUAUGAGCACGUCCGAGAGCAUGCAGCCCAACGGGCCCUUGGCUCAGCUUGCGGCGUCCCAUCCGGAACCUCCGGAGCCAACCCGCUCGCCCCCCCUCGCGGGCCAGACCCUACGUACUUUCGAAGGGGAGCCCUCGUUUGCCGAACGGCGCCGGUUGGGAUCUCCGUUCAACGCAAGCAGCUAUGGACCCAGCUCCUCCGGCUCUCUUGCCGCCGUUCUUGGUCUUACCGGCUCCAUUCCGCGCAGGCAGUCGCAGACGGUCGGCCCACGGCGGACUCUUCAAUCCCCCGUUCGUCUCAGCAGAUCCGGUACCCAGAAGCGGCGGCAUACGCAGUCUGGAGUUCCGCGCAAGCGGCCCAGCAUCGGCUCAGAUCUGUGGCUUGACCCCAGCUUUGGCGCUGCCUCAACAACAACAACAACAACCUCGUGCAAUUCAGAGAAGGCCGCCGCCACGUCGAGCCGCAGUAACAAAAUCUCUAUUCCCAAAAUUCCAUCGGUGCCUACGCUCAGCUCCUCAGCCAGCAUGCCGAACGUUGGCGGACAACGUGACGACUCGGUGCUGCUUCCCCCUCCUCGGCUCGGCUCCCCAUUUACUGGGGAAAGCACCAACUUCAGCUUUCCUCACCGGGCACACCGCAUGCACCAAGGCGCCAGCAUCGACCUCGGUGUCCUCGGCCGACCCUUUGCGACGGUUCAGCACUUCUCGCCCCCCUCGAACUCGCCAUCGACGCGCAACUCGCUGGCCGACCGCCUGGCCUACAUCGACCAGCGCCUCAGUGAGCUCCGGCAGCGCGACACGCAUCACCAGCCCGAGUCCCCCCUAUAGUCCAGGGGCUCAAAACACUUUAGAUCUACCCCGGAUAUUCUCCCGGUGGUGCCAUUCGCUUCCAUGUACAUGUUUCGCGCUUUGCGGCCUCGCAUAAGGAGAAC
Thermothelomyces thermophilus ATCC 42464 is the source of this 2163-nucleotide messenger RNA. RefSeq lists its product as uncharacterized. Lineage: Eukaryota; Fungi; Ascomycota; Sordariomycetes; Sordariales; Chaetomiaceae. Bases 119 to 2059 code for a protein of 646 amino acids. The transcript has a single exon. The record is from RefSeq and is a predicted model, not a curated record.